Molecule: messenger RNA, 977 nt
Organism: Oncorhynchus nerka (sockeye salmon)
Lineage: Eukaryota; Metazoa; Chordata; Actinopteri; Salmoniformes; Salmonidae
Product: programmed cell death protein 5-like
Exons: 7
Coding region: 120-536 (138 amino acids)
Cellular component (GO): nucleus; cytosol
Molecular function (GO): DNA binding
Source: RefSeq, a predicted model, not a curated record
UCGAUUACAUUAUACUGAAACAGGGCCCGGCCCCUAACGAAACAGAUCCACAAGACUCGUGAAGUGAGAUUUUCUCAUUUUACCAUUGAUAAAGCCUAUUCUUUAUCAAUUCGAACACAAUGGCAGACGACGAAUUGGAGGCUAUCAGGCGGCAACGCAUGGCCGAACUGCAGUCAAAACAUGGGAGUCUGUCUUGGAACCAAAUGAAUCCGGGGGACUCUUCAAAUGACCAGCAAGGGCAGCAGGAGGCCAAACAGAGGGAAACAGAGAUGAGGAACUCCAUGCUGGCUCAGGUUCUAGACCAGUCCGCCCGCGCCAGAUUGAGUAACUUGGCUCUGGUGAAGCCAGAGAAGGCCAAAGCAGUGGAGAAUUACCUCAUACAGAUGGCCCGCAUGGGCCAGCUGGGAGGAAAGAUUUCAGAGACUGGUUUGAUCGACAUCUUAGAAAAAGUUAGUCAGCAAACAGAAAAAAAGACAACUGUCAAGUUCAACCGACGAAAGGUGAUGGACUCAGAUGAUGAUGAGGAGGAUGAUUGAUGCGUUGAAAGGAGCCCAGGAGCCAGUUAGACGGCUGGCUUAGUGCGGGAUUCAGGACAUAGGUUAGAGCAGGGCUCUGUUUGUUGGCGGCCAUCUUUGACUUGCCAAAGGCCCUGCAUUAGUGAUGCACCCUGGGAUACCACAUCAGCCCCUGUGUGCAUCUGGAACUCGUUACUAUAUUCUCUCUUAUAUUAAUUUUCACCACGUUUUACUUUUUCUCCACCACAAGAAGCAGAACAAAAUGCAACUUAGGGUAUAUUCCUGCUGUUGCAUUUUUCAAGACUGCUUUGUGAAUACUGUCUGUGUGCUGCUACUCAGCAAUAGUGAAACCAUCAAACUGGACAGAGCACAUGGGUAUAGUCAUUGUUUUUUAAUUCAUUUUUGCUGACCUGUAUCUUCAACAGUUUUACAUUUAAAAAAUAAAAAAGCCUUACAUUUGAA